AUGUCCGGCACAACAAGACCGAACGUGGCCGAAGUCCAGGGUCGCCUUAUUGUCGAGAGGUCCAGGCGGGAGACAGCCGAGAGUAGGCUCGUCAUCGCCGCGCGAGAAAUCGCGAACCUCCUCGCACAGCGAGACGAAGCCCAGGGCGUCAUCACCGGGUACAUGGACGACCUCUUUACCGAACAGAGGGCCACGCACGCGCUCUCCCGUGCCGCCGACCAGAUCCAGCAGCAAUAUGACGAAAAAUGCCAGGAGAUCCGAGAGAUGAAGGCCAGGUUACCGCCGAAGACGCCGUGGUGGGAGGAACGCGAGGACUGGAUCAUCGAGGAGGAUCAGUUUGGAAUACGGCAUUUUGUGAGGACGGAGCAGGUUGAGGGUGUGGGGGAGGUUCAGUUGAAGGAUGCGGUGCCGAAGGGUUAUGUGAAUGCGAAGAAGACGGUCAGGAUCAAUGCGUCGGAUCAUCAUGGGAGAGAGGAGAAAGGAGCCUUGCCGUAUGAAGAGUGGUUGGCGGCAGAGGACGAAACCGAGGAUAAAAAGACCAAGCCUAAAAAUCCUAAGCCUAAAGCGAAGAGUCCCCAGCCUAAAACGUCCGGGAAGCCCAAAGCGCAAAAUACAGCGCCUAAAGGGCCCGAGAAGCGUCGAUCCUUCUUUAACUAA
This is a messenger RNA of Eremomyces bilateralis CBS 781.70, 657 nucleotides long. RefSeq lists its product as uncharacterized. The transcript has a single exon. NCBI's taxonomy places the organism in Eukaryota, Fungi, Ascomycota, Dothideomycetes, Eremomycetales, Eremomycetaceae. The record is from RefSeq and is a predicted model, not a curated record. Bases 1 to 657 code for a protein of 218 amino acids.